Alnus glutinosa is the source of this 3535-nucleotide messenger RNA. Its product is annotated as probable LRR receptor-like serine/threonine-protein kinase At1g06840. The record is from RefSeq and is a predicted model, not a curated record. Gene Ontology annotation, molecular function: protein kinase activity; ATP binding; protein binding. The coding region runs from base 504 to 3356 and encodes 950 amino acids. The transcript has 21 exons. Gene Ontology annotation, biological process: protein phosphorylation. NCBI's taxonomy places the organism in Eukaryota, Viridiplantae, Streptophyta, Magnoliopsida, Fagales, Betulaceae.
AUGGAUGACCGAAAGAAGAAAGAAAGGCAAUUCAAUGGCGAAUCUCAGACUCGGUAUCCAAAUGCUUCGGUCUUCAUUUUGAAAGUCCCCAAUCCAUGCAGUUGACAUUUUCUACGGUGCAGCCGACCACCCUCCCAGAAAAUCAACAUGGCCAAGCCCACAAGCCACAAUACUACAAUAGUACGAGAAUUUCUUUUUCAUCUCAAAAUGGCUCCAAAGUUGCUGACGAUUCUUUGUUUCAUCAUGUAUUUCAUUAUUUUUAUCCACCGGGGGUGAUAAAGAUGGCUCUCAUCUACAUCAGCCACAAAAUUCAUGAGCGGUCGUGACGGAGUCAUGCUCAGAAAGACAACACCGCUCACAGGGUAGUCAAUUUUAAAUUCUUCUUUGUUACCCAAGUUUAUAUUCCACCCUAGUCUGGGGUACUCAGAUACUACAACAAUACCCAGUGUUGGGUACUCGGAAAAGUUUGAGACUUCUGAUGUUCUUUGCGUUAUUUAAUUGGGAUGCAUCAGUCAAGAGCUUGGACGUAUGGAUUAUUUAUUGUUUCAUGGUUGUGCUGGUUGUCUUCACUACUUAUCGGAGCACAGAAUCCCAUUACCCACCCUAUAGAAGUGACAGCAUUGCGGGCCAUCAAGACAAGUUUGAUAGAUCCAAAUAAGAAUCUGAGUAAUUGGGAUCGAGGAGACCCAUGUACAUCAAAUUGGACAGGGGUUGUCUGCCACAAUGCUACAUUUUCAGAUGAUGGUUAUCUACAUGUUGACCGAUUGCUACUACUAGAAAUGAAUUUGUCAGGAAGCUUAUCACCAGAGCUUGGCCGCUUAUCGUAUAUGAGAAUAUUGGAUUUUAUGUGGAACAAGAUAAGUGGGAGUAUACCAAAGGAGAUAGGCAAUAUUACGUCGUUGGAACUCUUGCUUUUGUGUGGAAACCAAUUAACAGGCCCCUUACCUGAAGAGCUUGGUUCUCUCUCAAACUUGAACAGAAUGCAAAUUGACGAGAAUCGCAUAUCAGGACCGAUACCUAUAUCAUUUUCAAACUUGAACAACGUGAAGCAUAUUCACAUGAACAACAAUUCAAUUAGUGGGCAAGUUCCGCCUGAACUAUCUAAAUUACCAAGACUUGUUCACUUCCUUGUUGAUAAUAACAACUUAUCAGGUUACCUUCCACUGGAGUUCUCCAAACUACCAAAUUUACGGAUACUUCAACUUGAUAACAAUCACUUUGAUGGGACUACAAUUCCCUCUUCUUACAGCAACAUGUCUAAAUUGCUGAAGUUGAGCCUUAGGAACUGUAACUUGCAUGGACCUAUUCCUGAUUUGAGCCAAAUACCAAACCUUUUAUAUCUAGAUCUCAGUUCAAAUCAGCUAAAUGGAUCCAUACCUCCAAAUUGGCUUUUUAAGAAUAUCACAACCAUCUAUUUAUCCAACAACAAUCUUACUGGAGCGAUUCCUGGCAACUUUUCGGGUCUUCCUCAUCUUCAGAAACUGUCAAUUGCGAACAAUGCAUUGAGUGGUUCAGUUCCAUCUACCAUUUGGGAAAAUAGGAAUUUGAAGGGAAUGGAAAGCCUUAAAGUGGAGUUGCAGAAUAAUAAGCUUUCCAAUAUUACAGGCAACACUAGUGUACCUCCAAAUGUUACUGUCUGGCUUCAAGGGAAUCCCUUAUGCUCAAAUACCAACCUAGACCAGUUUUGUGGAUCUGAAAAUGAGGAUGAAAAUAACAGCACUACCAUUUUUAAUUGUCCAGAGUGCCCACCCCCUUAUGAAUAUUCCCCUACAUCUCCUGAACGUUGUUUCUGUUCUGCCCCUCUGAGUGUUGGAUAUCGGUUGAAAAGUCCCGGAUUCAUAGAUUUUCUUCCCUACAAAGAUGAUUUUGAGAACUUCUUGACAUCUACUCUUCAUUUAUUUCGUUAUCAGCUGUACAUUGAUUCCUUGGCAUGGGAAGAAGGACCUCGACUGAGAAUGCACCUGAAAAUAUUUCCUGCAUAUGAUGUUGACAGCAAGAAUUCUCAUAUCUUCAACGGGAGCGAGGCUCGGCGAAUUAGGAGCAUGUUCAUAUCAUGGGAAAUUAUUGAUCCUGACAUAAUUGGACCUUAUGAAGUCCUUAGCUUCACUUUACUGGACGAUUCUAAUGAUGGGAUUCCCACCCCUCCAAAGCUUGCUUUAAGCACGGGCGCAUUGGCUGGCAUAGUAUUGGGGGCCAUUGCAGGUGCAGUUACAUUGUCUGCAAUUGUUUCUCUCCUGAUACUACGAGUGCAGAUGAGGAAGUACCGUGCAGUUUCUAGAAGACGUCAGUCGUCCAAGGCCUCCAUGAAAAUUGAUGGUGUGAAGGCUUUCACUUUUAGAGAAAUGGCUAUGGCUACAGAAAAUUUUAACAGCUCCACUGAGGUUGGCCAAGGAGGAUAUGGAAAGGUUUAUAAAGGCAUUCUGGCUGAUGGUAUAGUUGUUGCCAUAAAACGUGCACAAGAGGGAUCCUUGCAGGGUGAAAAGGAGUUCUUAACAGAGAUAGAACUGUUGUCAAGGUUACAUCACAGAAACCUUGUGUCUUUGAUUGGAUAUUGUGAUGAAGGUGGUGAACAGAUGUUGGUCUAUGAGUAUAUGUCAAAUGGUACUCUAUGGAAUCACCUUUCCGCCAAGUGUAAAGCACCUCUUAGUUUUGCUAUGAGAUUGAGAAUUGCCUUGGGAUCAGCUAAGGGCAUCCUCUACCUACAUACGGAAGCUAACCCUCCAAUAUUUCAUCGAGAUAUCAAGGCCAGCAACAUAUUAUUGGACUGUAAGUUUACGGCAAAAGUUGCCGAUUUUGGACUUUCGCGACUUGCCCCAAUUCCAAAUAUUGAAGGGAUUGAGCCUGCUCAUAUAUCCACAAUUGUGAAGGGGACACCGGGUUACCUAGAUCCGGAGUACUUCUUAACUCAUAAACUCACAAACAAAAGUGAUGUUUAUAGUCUUGGUGUUGUAUUUCUAGAACUCUUAACUGGGAUGCGGCCAAUCACACGUGGCAAAAACAUUGUUAGAGAGGUUAAUGCCGCAUAUCAAUCUGGUAAGAUCUUUUCGGUUAUUGAUGAGGGAAUAGGAUCUUGUCCUUCUGAAUGUUUGGUGAUAUUCGCAACUUUGGCCCUCAAGUGUUGCCACGAUGAGACAGAUGCACGACCUUCAAUGGCAGAGGUGGUCCGAGAACUUGAACGUAUAUGGCUUAUGAUGCCCGAGUCCGACAUCAAAAUAGCAGACCCCAUGGUCAUUGAUGCUGAAAAAGUAGUGACUCCACCACCAUCAUCCUCUACACUGAAGAAUUCUUCUAUGUGGUCAGAUGCAUCUGGGAGCAACCUUGUUAGUGGAGAGAUUUCAAGCAUCACGCCUAGAUAGAAAACAUUUUCGUUGUGAACUUGGUUUUCGUUUUGUUUGUAGUCUUCUCACUCUUUGUUUUGGAAAGGUUAUUGUAGAUGGUAUGAUAAUGUUGCUAUAGAAACCGAUAUUGAACUUUGAAGUAAACAGAGCUAUUGAUAGUAAAGUACAAUUGAUAGGAUAUAUAAGUUUAUGGAGUA